Molecule: messenger RNA, 5264 nt
Organism: Aegilops tauschii subsp. strangulata
Lineage: Eukaryota; Viridiplantae; Streptophyta; Magnoliopsida; Poales; Poaceae
Product: DNA-directed RNA polymerase I subunit 1
Biological process (GO): DNA-templated transcription
Cellular component (GO): RNA polymerase I complex
Molecular function (GO): DNA binding
Source: RefSeq, a predicted model, not a curated record
AUGCCGCCGCCGCGAAUCGCUCCGACGCCCCCCUCCCCACCCCCUCCUCUCCACCGCCGGCGGGCGGCGGCGCGCCAUGGAGCAGGAGCGCAGGCGACGUCGGUGGAGGUGGACUCCAUCCUCUUCGGCUUCUACACCGACGACGAGGUCCGGCGGCUCAGCGUCAAGCGGCUCACCAGGUCCGAGCGCCUCGACGCCAAGAACUGCCCCGUGCCCGGCGGCCUGCUCGACCCCGCCAUGGGCCCCGUCAACGCCAACGACACCUGCAAGACCUGCGCGCAGCAGCCCGGCGACUGCCCCGGCCACUUCGGCCACAUCGAGCUCUCCAAGCCGCUCUUCAACCCGCUGCUCUUCGACACCCUCCGGGACCUCCUCCGCUCCACCUGCUUCACCUGCCGCAAGUUCCGCCUCAGCGCCCAGCUGGUCGACAGGUACGCCCGCGAGCUUGAGCUGCUGGCGAGGGGCGAUGUUGUCCAGGCCAAGAACUUGCAAGAUUCCGCUGUUUCGGAGGAAAGCGUUGAAAUGGACGAGGACGGGUCAGUUGAUAAACCGGCGUCCCCUUCUGACCGAGGGAACAAAACCUGGACAUCCAUCCAGUUGAAAGAGGCCCAUUCCAUCUUCUCCAAGCUGAUGAAAAAGCGGGUGAACAAGUGUGCAAACUGCGGCAUGAAGAACCCACCUAUCAAAUGCCAGAUAUAUGGUUGGCUCACGAUUCAGGGUACAGAUGGUUCUGCUGUAAGAAGAAAAGCAAUCACUGAUUAUAAUCUUGAAGGAGAUCGCCAUAUUUCCAACCCAAAUGGAACUGGUGUUUCUGGUCUUACGGAUGAUAGAGUUAAAGCAUCAAGCAAUCAAACAAAAGACCUUUCUGAUGAUAGACCUCUCUUGACUACGGAGGUUGAAUCUAUUCUCAAAGACCUGUGGGAAAAGGAAGCCAGGUUCUGCAUGUUACUAUGCGACUUUCAGCAGAAUUUAUGUGUAUCAGAAAAGAGGAGGGGCUAUGAGAUGUUUUUCUUGAAGAGUAUGCUUGUGCCACCAAAUAGAUUCCGUCCUUCAACCAGCUCUAGCCUUGGAAUUAUGGAACAUCCACAAAAUGUUAUGCUAAGUAAAGUGCAAGAGGCCAAUCUUGCACUACAGCAUGACAGUGCCCAUCCGAAUCACAUGGAUGUUCUUACAAGAUGGAGGGAUCUGCAAACAAGUGUAAAUUUAUUUUACGAUAGUAGUAAAGGCCUUGGAAAAAGCGGGAAAGACGGUCAUGGUGUACGGCAAUUGGUGGAUAAGAAAACUGGGAUAGUUCGACAGAAAAUAAUGGGCAAGAGAGUUAAUCAUUCCUGCCGUACGGUUAUAUCUCCGGAUCCGUUUUUAGCUGUUAACGAAAUUGGGAUUCCUCCUGCUGCUGCUUUAAAGCUGACUUACCCUGAGAAAGUGACGCCCUGGAAUGCCAAAAAGCUACAAGGAGCUAUAAGUAAUGGCUCGGAAAUUCAUCCUGGUGCGACACACUUAAAGGUUAACAAUCAGAAGUAUAAAUUACAGGAUGAGCGUACCAAACGUCGUGGCAUUGCAAAGAUGUUGGCUGCUUCUAGAGGAUCAAUUUCUCAACCAGGGAAGGACCCUAAAUGUGAAUUUGAAAGCAAAGUUGUAUAUCGACAUAUUCAAGAUGGUGACAUUGUACUGGUCAACAGACAGCCUACUCUUCACAAGCCCAGCAUGAUGGCCCAUGUUGUUCGUGUGUUGCCUGGAGAGAAGACAAUUCGAAUGCACUAUGCCAAUUGCAGUACAUACAAUGCUGAUUUUGAUGGGGAUGAAAUGAAUGUGCACUUCCCUCAAGAUGAAAUAUCUCGGGCUGAGGCCAUCAACAUUGUUGAUGCAAAUAAGCAAUACAUUGGUCCAAGGAGUGGGGAGGCUGUAAGAGGUCUCAUUCAGGACCACAUUGUUGGUGCUGUUCUCCUGACAAAAGUGGACACAUUCUUGAGCCGUGAGGAAUACAGUCAGCUUGUCUAUGGGUCUUGUGUGUCCUCAUCUCGUGGUCCUUGUCAAUCUGGUAAAAGGGUAUCUAUUGUGAAGGAUGAUGACACAUUGGAACUUCUUCCUCCAGCUUUUGUGAAGCCAGAGCGGUGGACGGGAAAACAGGUCAUAACAACCAUCUUGAACCAUUUAACGAAAGGCCACCCACCAUUUACUGUGGAGAUGAAAGGGAAAAUUUCAGUACAAUAUCUAACAGCUAAAGUACGCCAUGUUGCUGAAGGAGAAAAACUUAGAGAUCCUGAAGAACUAGUUUUAUAUAUUCGCCAUAAUGAGCUCUUAAAGGGCAUGAUAGACAAGAACCAGUUCGGGAAUCACGGGAUAGUACAUACAGUUCAUGAACUCUAUGGUGCAGAUACAGCUGGAAGAUUGCUCUCGAUUUUCAGCCGCUUGUUUACAUUGUUCUUGCAGUUUCAUGGAUUUACUUGUGGAAUAGAUGAUCUGUUACUAUCCCAAGAGUCAAAUAACGAGAGGACGGAUUUUUUGUCGAGAAGUGAGGAACACAGUGAAGAAGCGCAUAAGAAAUUUCUGUGCAAGAAAGAUGUUGAUACAGAUCGAGUGGAAUUGCAAAUGAACGUCGAAAAGGUUGUUCGGAGAAUAGGAGAAUCUGCGAACGUUGCGUUGGAUAAAGCAAUGUUAAGUGAACUAAAUGGGUUAACAACUAAGGUCAAUAAGAACAUGUUUCCCUAUGGUCUACAAAAGCCCUUUCCUAAAAAUUGUCUCACUCUUAUGACUGCAACUGGAGCAAAAGGAGGCGAUGUUAACAUGACACAAAUCUCGUCAUUGCUAGGCUCACAAGAUUUAGAAGGAGCGCGUGUUCCACGAAUGAUAUCUGGGAAGUCAUUACCUUGCUUUCCACCAUGGGAUAGUUCUUCAAGAGCUGGUGGUUACGUUAGUGACAGAUUUUUAACUGGUCUCCGCCCUCAAGAGUACUAUUUCCAUUGUAUGGCUGGCAGAAAUGGGUUGAUUGACACAGCAGUCAAAACAUCUCGUAGUGGAUAUCUUCAGCGUUGUCUUAUCAAAAGUCUCGAAUCAUUGUUUGUUUCAUAUGAUCACUCUGUGCGUAAUGUUGAUGGAUCAAUCAUACAAUUCUGCUAUGGAGAAGAUGGAGUUGAUGUCCAUAAAAGUAGCUUUCUCAAAAAGUUUAAAGAACUCGCUGAUAAUAGAAAAGCUGUGUCUGACAGGCUUGCGGGGUACAAGGGUGAGCUUGAGAUGUACAAUGGUGAUCCCCUGUCAUUCAAGUCCAAAUACAUUACUAAACUGCCUCAAGGACUCACCGAAAGCGCAACGGGUUUUCAUAAAGAAAACAAGUGUUGCUGCCGUAAGCUUAAAAAAAAGUGUCGCUGCCGUUAUAACAUCAAUGAGGAGGAACUAAUGAAGUUACUGAAAGUCAAGUACGUGGCUAGUCUUGUAGAUCCUGGUGAAGCUGUUGGUGUGAUCCUUGCUCAGUCCUUAGGAGAACCUUCAACGCAGAUGACGCUCAACACUUUCCAUCUUGCUGGAAGAGGGGACAUGAAUGUCACACUUGGGAUGCCUCGCAUACAGGAAAUCCUAAUGAAAGCAUCGGCUAAUAUUGGCACGCCUUAUAUGAAGUGCCCGGUGCAUAAAGGCAAGAAGAGGAAGGAUGCUGCAUGUCUGGCUGAAAAACUAAGGGGUGUUACGUUGGCUGAUGUUGUGGAAGGAAUUGAAGUAUGCACAGUUCCUUUUCACAACAGUAAUGGGCAUAUUUCGAGUCUCUAUAAGUUGCAUCUAAAACUAUUCUCACCCGACUGUUACCCUCCUGAGUCGGAACUUACAGUAGAUGAGUGUCAAGCAUCCUUGAGAACUGUGUUUGUUGAUGCAAUGGAAUAUGCAAUCGAAAAACACCUAAAUUUGCUACACAAAGUUAGUGGAAUCCAGGAAACAAGGGUAAAGGACACUGAGAGUUUACCAUCAGAAGGUCCUGAAGAAUCCGAGGGCAGACCUACCAACGGGGACGAGUCUGAUACGAGUGAUGGUGACGAUGAAAAUGAGGAUGACUUGGGAGCUGAUGCAGAAAAGAGGAAACGACAAGAGAAUGAUGAGAUGGAGUAUGAGGAUGAUAUUGAAAAUGAAGAUGGCAUGAACAGUGACCCUGAUGAAGAGACAAAACAUGAACUUGAUAAUGAGGAUGAUCCAGCUGAGUCUGGUGUUGAAUCAGAAGAGAAUGACGAAGGACAUUUGUCAGAUUCCAGUAACAAGACUGCAAAAUUAGAAGGCAGGCUUGCAGCUACUAAACUCAAGAAAGAGAGAAAUGAAACGGUGGAAAACUUGCAGGAGCAGAAGCAGGCACAAAUAACCCAGAAACGCAGCAAAAAGUUAAAACUGACUGUUCAUGUUGAAAGUGCAGAUUUGAAUUUUGAGGUUCACUACAUCUUGCACAAGGAACCACAUAUUUUACUAUCCCAGAUUGCCCAGAAGACUUUGAGGUCCCUAUUUGUCAGUGGAUCCCAUAACAAAAACAUAGGUCUAUGUAAUGUUAUUUGGCCAGAGAAGAAAAAGAAAGGUGAAACUGAAACCAAACAAAAAGAGAAAGAGAGGAAAGAAGCCUUUCGAGGGCUGCAAACGGCAGGACUGGACUUUGAGGUAUUCUGGGAUCUGCAGGACUUCCUGAACGUCCGCAAGCUUACAUCUAACGACAUACAUGCUAUGUUGAGGACAUACGGGGUGGAGGCUGCGAGGGCCACCAUCAUUAACGAGGUGAAGGCCGUGUUUGAGCCCUUUGGCAUCAAGGUAGACCCGAGGCACCUGAGCCUGGCGGCUGAUUACAUGACCUCGGGAGGCUCCUACCGACCGAUGAACAGCCUCGGGAUGGCCCGGUUCUGCACGUCGCCGUUUGGCAAGAUGAGCUUCGAGCAGGCCACGAGGUUCAUCAUGGAGGCGGCCUACCAUGGGGAGGUGGACAACCUCACGGGCCCUUCGGCGACCGUGUCCCUGGGGAAACCGGCCAAGACCGGGACCGGUGCCUUCGGGCUGAUGCAGAAUAUCACCCUGGAGGAGCGGGCGGUGAUGUAAGAGCGCCCUACUCGGACCUUGCUUUGGCAUAGAUGACAAGAAUCGGUUGCUGCGUGUCCAGCCAUCACUUGUGUGUUUUGAAGGAACUAGUCAUGUGAAUAACAUUUUUGUGCUUGCUAAGAGCAAAGCGAUGUCAUUCUCACCUGUUUGUAUCUACUACUUUCUAUCUAUUUGGUACGAUAGAUGCAUCCGUUGCAUUGCAGUUAGCUUAA